Molecule: messenger RNA, 1801 nt
Organism: Puccinia graminis f. sp. tritici CRL 75-36-700-3
Lineage: Eukaryota; Fungi; Basidiomycota; Pucciniomycetes; Pucciniales; Pucciniaceae
Exons: 7
Coding region: 227-1504 (425 amino acids)
Biological process (GO): iron ion transmembrane transport
Cellular component (GO): plasma membrane; high-affinity iron permease complex
Molecular function (GO): ferrous iron transmembrane transporter activity
Source: RefSeq, a predicted model, not a curated record
CUGGAUUUUCACAAUUUGGGAGCAUGUGCAUACAUCUCCGUGACGGCACAAGCGGUGGCGUUCUGAGAACAACACCCACAAAAAUACUGAUUAUCUUUGUAUCAAGGAGAUCAGAGCGAAACUGUUGAAGAUCGAUCGAAAAAGAAAGAAGACGAACUUGACAAUCAUCUAUCCCGAACGGAAAGGAACGGAAAGGAAAGGAAAGAAGAGGCCUACAUCAUAGAGGAUGCCGGCCAACCUGUUCUCGGUCCCGAUCUUCCUGAUCUGUUUCCGAGAAGUGCUGGAGGCAGCCAUCAUCCUGUCCGUCCUCCUCGCCCUCAUCGAGCAGAUCGUCCGCCCACAGGGCCAUUCACCCACACCCACCAAGGACCAAUUGUCGAUCGAAACCCCGCGGCUGCCCCGGCUCGAGGAAAACUUGAACGAGUCUCAUCUCGAGUUGGAAAGCAUCGAUAGUCGUCAGGCCACACAUCCGAUCCCUGGAAUCCUUAAGAAUCAUGGCGACUAUCGGGAUAGAAUCAUCAAACGGAUGAGAGUACAGGUUUUCUCAGGAACAUUCGUCGGCUUGUUCCUCUCGCUAUGCAUUGGAGCAGGAUUCCUCGCAGUUUACUACACCAAGUUCACGGACAUAUAUGGGAAUGCGGAGGAGCUAUGGGAGGGGAUAUUCUCGUUGAUCGCAUCGGGGAUGAUUUUUGUGAUGGGGAUCACGAUGAUGCGGAUGGAGCGGUCGAAGAUCAAAUGGCGGCUCAAGUUAUCUAAGGCGUUCGAGCAAGAGAACAUCAUCGAUGUCGACGGCAAGGCUCCCAAGCUACAUUCCAAAUUCCGAACACUGCUCUCGAUGCUAAGAGUCGGAGGAAGUAGAAGAACAAACUCGGCCGACUCGACUAGUAGCAGAUACAUCCUCUUCUUCCUCCCCGCAUUGACCGUGCUUCGGGAAGGUCUUGAAGCAGUAGUCUUCAUUGGCGGCGUCUCCCUCGGCCAACCAGCAACAUCGAUCCCGAUCGCCGCGGUGACGGGGAUAUUACUAGGACUCGGGAUAGGCUAUGCGAUCUACAACUCAUCUGCCAGAUUAAAUCUGAGUCUUUUCCUGAUGAUCUCGACGAUCGCUUUGAUGUAUGUUGGUGCUGGUUUGAUCACUAAGGCUGCCUGGUACUUCAAGAUGUACACCUUCAUCCGCUCCGUUGGGGGUGAUGCAGCAGAAGCCGGUGAUGGCCCAGGCUCGUUUCCAGUUGACGGGUACAUUUGGCAUCUAGAUUAUGGAAACCCUGAAAACAAGUUAGCUGCAGGUGGAUGGAUGAUUUUCGCGGGAGUUUUUGGUUGGAAUAAUACCGGAAGUAUCCUAACGGUGAUGAUCUAUAUCAGUUUCUGGUUGAUUUCCUCGGCGACAUUGAUCUUUAUGAAGUGGCACGAAGGGCGCUGCACCAUCUUCAACAUCAGCUCGUCGGCUCGGAAGGCAAGACUGGGGCGAUUGGAUCAUGGCGGGAAAGAUAACCAGCUCAAGAUAUGAUCAUCCAUCAUCGAUGAGUACAGGGAUCCUAUUCAUAGCCAGUUUAAUCAACCGUAACUUCAUGUCCACGGACUUUUCUUUUCAAGAGACCCACCCGUUCUACUCGUUAUAUAACAUACUCUUCUAUACCCAUCGAGAACAACGUUCAAAUGUAUCUAUAUCAUCGUCGAAUACCUGCAUCCUUUUCCCUUAUUAACUAAGCGGCCACUCUACAACAACGUCUUUGCAACUUAACUAUGUCAAAUGAUAUCUUCAAAAACCCGCCUGGGGCAGGUCCCAAUACAAGCUACUGGUCAG